AUGGACAUGCAUGUCCCGCCACUCAACACAACCUCCACGCCAGCUCACAACGCCACGGAUCACGGCAAUGCCACGCAUAAGUCCUUCAGCGUGUUCGAUGGCUGUGAGAUGCAUGUAGAGGCCAUUUUAUUUGACCUUGCCGUACAGUCUGUCAAUGUCAUCGUGGGAAUUCCUGCUAACUUGCUUGUUAUUGCUGUUCUUAUCCACAACCGCAAAGAACCCUCCACUUCUGACAUAUUUAUAGGCUGCUUAGCGUUCAUGGAUUUAUACUUUGGUACCAUGACCCCCCUUGGCUUCUUGAAUCUCUUUUUGUUGAACAGCAAAGCAGUGUGGGCAUCUCGUAAGUUUUCCUAUGGGGUCAAAGACACCAGCGGGCCCUUGUUUUUGUCGUGCAUCUGCCUGGAUCGCUUUGUGGCCGUGCUCUUCCCAAUCCAGUUUGGCCAGCUGAAGCACAUCAAGUACAGGCUCAUCCUCACAAUCCUGGUGUUCUGCCUAACCCUCGCCUACUCAACAGCAAAAAUGAUGGGAGGCUUCCCCAACUUUGAGAAGGUGUUCACAGGUGAGGUCCUUGCGACGUUUACUUGGAUGGUGGCGUGUAACACAAGCAUCCUUUGGGCCCUGAAGAAGUCCCGUGGGGCUGGAAAAGAUGAAAUGCACCCCAUGAAGAAAAAAGCCUUUAAGAUGGUGCUUUCCAUCCUUUAUAUCAUUGUGUUUAACUACUUGCCACUUGUUGCACUAUUUCCUUUUGAAGACCAUUAUUUGCCUCAUGUUUUUCGCUGCUAUGUGCAGCCUGUGGGCUUCGCCUUCCUGAAUAUAAGCAGCACCAUCCAGCCUCUUGUCUAUUUGCUACGCCUUGAAAAGGUCCCAUUCCUUCCAGAUGCUUGCAUCAAGAAGUUUUCCUCCCUGUCGAAAAGUAAAGUUGCCCCUGCUCAAAGCGCACCUGCCUAA
Messenger RNA from Oryzias latipes (Japanese medaka), 948 nucleotides. Its product is annotated as G-protein coupled receptor 183-like. Gene Ontology annotation, biological process: phospholipase C-activating G protein-coupled receptor signaling pathway; positive regulation of Rho protein signal transduction. Gene Ontology annotation, molecular function: G protein-coupled receptor activity. The record is from RefSeq and is a predicted model, not a curated record. NCBI's taxonomy places the organism in Eukaryota, Metazoa, Chordata, Actinopteri, Beloniformes, Adrianichthyidae. Gene Ontology annotation, cellular component: plasma membrane.